Molecule: messenger RNA, 1143 nt
Organism: Colletotrichum karsti
Lineage: Eukaryota; Fungi; Ascomycota; Sordariomycetes; Glomerellales; Glomerellaceae
Exons: 7
Coding region: 1-1143 (380 amino acids)
Source: RefSeq, a predicted model, not a curated record
AUGAGUGAAUCGUGGACAUACAACACCCCGCCUGGGACGGACUCCGAUGGACCCAGAAUCACGGCCAUUGCUUUGGUUUUCACGGCUCUGUCGUUAGUCAUCAUGUCUCUACGACUAUACGUCCGCUUGGGAAUGCUGAAGGCAGCUGGGUCAGAUGACUGGGUCAUUAUAUUCACCUGGUUUGCUGCUUGCGGAUUCUCCGUUGUGAGCGUCUUGCAGACAAAAUGGGGUCUUGGACUCAAGAAGUUGUCCGACAUGCCGGAACAGAAUCUCUUUGACUUUGGUCUUCUGCAAUAUGCCGGAGCUCCAUUCUAUAUCUCGAGCAUCCUUGGGUUCAAAAUCAGUCUUCUGCUGUCCUAUCUUCGAUUUAUUCCCAAGGGUAUCUACAGAUGGUGUACGUUCGCAACCAUCGGACUGUGUAUUGCCUAUCACAUUGCUUUUCUGGUUGUUCAGCUCAAUCUUUGCACGCCGAUCGCCAAGCAAUGGGAUCCUACGAUCACGAAUGGCUCCUGUAUUCCAGGAGUUCCCUUUUACACCAGCAUGGCUGCCUUGACGAUUGUCUUCGACAUCAUUGUCAUGUUCCUUCCGUUCCCCGUUCUCGCCACCUCGAAGAUCCAGAAGCGCAAGAAGUUCGUGCUGCUCGGCCUAUUCGGUCUCGGCGCCUUCAUCACCGUAAUCCAGAUCAUCCGCAUCCAGACCGUCCACUCCCUCGCCAACUACCUCGACUCAGCGCCGCUCAUCAUGUGGUCCACCAUCGAAAACAACCUCGGAAUCAUCGUCACCUGCGUGCCGACCCUGGCACCCUUAGUCAAGUACUUCAACGAGAAGAGCAGAUCAGGGAGCAGGAGCAACAAAUACGGCGGAGCGAGCGGCUACGGACGCAGUGGCGCGACGGGCCAAGGAAACGUCGGAAGCAGAUACGCGCUGCAGAGCUGGAGACCCGGGAUGAACGGUAUGCAGCCGUUGAGCAGCGGGAUUGAUCGCAGCGAGGCGGCGGUGGACAUCGAGUCGGGCUCGAGGAGGGGAAUGGGGAAGAGUUCUGAUGACGACAGCGCGGAUUAUCACCUUGACGCGCCUGUUAUUGUGAAGAAGACGGAGUUUGUGGUCACGAGCAAUCCGAGGGAGCCGGGGCAAGCUGUUUGA